Erythranthe guttata (spotted monkey flower) is the source of this 1550-nucleotide messenger RNA. Lineage: Eukaryota; Viridiplantae; Streptophyta; Magnoliopsida; Lamiales; Phrymaceae. The record is from RefSeq and is a predicted model, not a curated record.
UCUUCCUCAAAUUAAAAAUUCACAUUCGAUCACUUCUCCACCGAACACAGGAAGAGAGAAAAAUGGAGGAGAAGCAAAAAGACGAAAUUGCCCCAGAAAAUGGAAAACCAGAAGAAGAAGAUACCCCCAAAGAUGCUUCCAUUUGUGGGUUUGAUUCUCUUCACAAACUCCUCCAAUCCACACUGCCCCCACAGCUUUUCCAGGAAGUAAGCCGAUUACUUAUCGGCCUAAACUGUGGACGAGCACUCGAUACCAUCACCAUUGCCGAACCCGCAAAAUCUCUUUCUUCAAAACACGAUUUCGAUCUUCAGGCGUUUUCAUUUCAUGCCGAAAAGGAAUCGCUAAGACAACCUCGUAUUGUGAGGGUCGGUCUCAUUCAGAACUCAAUUGCUCUUCCGACAACAGCCCCGUUUUCGGACCAAAAAACGGCCAUUUUUCACAAAUUAAAACCGAUAAUCGAAGCUGCAGGAGCUUCAAGAGUCAAUAUACUAUGUUUACAGGAGGCGUGGACGAUGCCAUUUGCAUUUUGCACACGCGAGAAGAAAUGGUGCGAAUUUGCUGAGCCGAUCGAUGGAGAAUCAACGCAGUUUCUUCAAGAAUUUGCACGGAAAUACAAUAUGGUUAUAAUAAGUCCUAUUCUCGAACGGGAUUUGAAACAUGGCGAGAUUCUUUGGAACACUGCUGUAAUAAUCGGAAAUCACGGUAAUAUAAUCGGAAAGCACAGAAAGGUAAUGUAAUUAUGUAAAGAUAGCUUAAGUUUGAUUUUUUUUUUCCGAGUAUUUACGGAUGCGUUUUAUUGCCUUUAGUACCCCCUGUAUUAUAUCGAAUUGUUAAAAAAAUCCACUGUUAAAAAUAUUUUUGAAUUGGUUGGCUUUCGGGUUAAUGGUGCUGAAAUUGUUUUCAAUCCUUCGGCGACUGUCGGUGAAUUGAGCGAACCGAUGUGGCCGAUUGAGGCUCGUAAUGCAGCUAUAGCAAACAGUUACUUCGUUUGUUCGAUCAAUCGCGUGGGGACCGAAAUCUUCCCGAAUCCAUUCACAUCGGGAGACGGAAAACCACAACAUGCGGAUUUCGGGCAUUUUUACGGGUCGACCCAUGUAUCCGCACCCGAUGCAUCUUGCACCCCAUCUCUAUCGCGCCACAGAGACGGUUUAUUGAUAUCGGAAGUUGAUCUCAACUUAUGUCGCCAAAUCAAAGAUAAGUGGGGAUUUCGAAUGACAGCUAGAUACGAUAUUUAUGCCGAUUUGCUUGCUCGUUAUUUGAAGCCCGAUUUCGAACCUCAAGUCGUUUGUGAUCCAUUUUCGAAUAAGAAGAGCUCUUGAAAGGAGAUUAAAGGGUGAAUUUGACAAGAAGCAAAAAAGAAAUAUAUAUAUAUAUAUAUAUAUAUAUAUAUAUAUAUAUAUAUAUUUGCUGAAUAUUUUUUUAUUUCUGUCACAAUUGAAAUAAAAUGUUGGUUGUGGUUUGAAUUUGGAUGUGCUUUGAUUGAGAUGUUUGAACUUUGAACAAGUGUGUUGAUUCUUGUUUAUUUAGUUCUUUAUAUUUCAUAUUGCCUA